Molecule: messenger RNA, 3261 nt
Organism: Labeo rohita (rohu)
Lineage: Eukaryota; Metazoa; Chordata; Actinopteri; Cypriniformes; Cyprinidae
Gene: esamb
Product: endothelial cell adhesion molecule b
Exons: 7
Coding region: 370-1677 (435 amino acids)
Biological process (GO): homophilic cell-cell adhesion
Cellular component (GO): plasma membrane; adherens junction
Molecular function (GO): cell-cell adhesion mediator activity
Source: RefSeq, a predicted model, not a curated record
GUUCAGGUGACAGACGCACUUCAAACCGUCCAAGAACAGCCAAAAACUUCAGUUUUGAAUGAGAAUACUUGCAGAACUAUCCGCAGAGAUCUUAUUUAGAAGAAAGAACCACCAGAGCUUUCCAAAGAGCCCUUCUCCAAAUGCCGUCCGCUGCGCGGAUGAGAGAAGAGGAGGGAAUGGGAUUUAUUUACAAGCUGGAGUCUAGUUCUCCUGUCGGGGUUGAAUGAAUUGAUAUACUCAGACAAAAUAUUAAUUUUAACAACAGAGGGAAGGCAGAAGACAGCUCGGGGCAGAAUAAGAAGAGCGAGAGAGUGACUGUCACUGGAUGCUGUAUGAGGUGUCGUGCGAGCGGGCGCUUCGUGAGGGGCGAUGGAGAUGCUGAUGGACUGGAGACCUCCAACAUUUUUGCUUCUCACCUUGCUGUGGUUGUUUCCAGGUGACUCUCAGCGGGUCGAGAUGCCACGGAAAAACAUGGAGGUAAUCAUGGGACAAAUGGUCGUUCUGGAGGCUUGGUACACCCCCACUACCUCCAUAGAGAAGAACGCGGUCAUCUGGACCUUCAUGGCCAAUGACUCCAAACAAGUCAUCUCCUACUUCUCGGGACAGAUUGGCAUCGGUAGCACUGACUUUCGAAGGCGGGUGGGUUUUGCCAUGUCGAUGCCCUCUGCCAAUCUGUCUAUUUACAUCAAUAACACGCAGGAGUCUGACUCUGGGCGCUAUCACUGCCACGUCAUCAUUCCUGGAGCUCCAGGCCUGUCUGGAGAGCUACACCUGAAUGUUAAAGUUCCUCCAUCCACGCCUGUAUGCUCUAUGACAGGAAAUCCUGUACUGAGUGGCAACGUAACACUGAGCUGUAAAUCCAGCUACGGCAAACCUGUUCCACAGUACAAAUGGACCAAAGCAGCUCCUCUUACUGAAGUCUUCUUCUCUCCCAUGCAAAAUGAGAGACAAGGCACCCUUCGACUUAGCAACCUCACCAAAAGCAUGUCCGGCAAGUAUGUUUGCCGCGCCAGCAACACGGCUGGGACUGACAGCUGCCACAUCAAUCUAGAAGUCUCCACCCCUAACAAUUCCUGGGUGAUCGCCGGAGCCACGGUGGGCUCUGUGGUUGGUCUAAUGGCUCUAGUUUUAUUCCUGAUCUUUAUCCUGAGGAGAAACCAUGACACUGAGGAAGAGAUGGCCAAUGAUAUCAAGGAAGACGCACAAGCUCCAAAACGCGUCUCCUGGGCUAAAAGCGGCACAGGAUCGGACAUCAUAUCAAAGAACGGCACAUUGUCCUCAAUAGCCACCAGCCCUCCUGCACAGGACCCUCAGCAUCCACUUCAAAACAAUCAUUACCCAUACCCUCCGGGUGCCUCGGACACUGCCUCCAUCCUCACCACCUCUGGUAGCACAACUACCUACCGCCUUCGCCCAGGGGAGCCCAACCCACUACACGGCCUACCUGGAUACAACGGCAGCAGCACACCAAAUCACACACACCGUCACCACAAUCGCCAUCACACUCCCGCAGUCCUCAAUCCCAACAGCUGCUCCACACAGAGGACUGAAGGGCUGCAGCCACAGCCACAGACCCCGCGCCCGCUCAACAUGCCUAUAAACUCUGCCACCCUGUCCCGCAUGGGGGCCGUACCCAUCAUGGUGCCCACCCAGAACCACGCCGGGUCACUGGUGUAACGGCCCUCAAGACAAUGUACUAAAGACAAGCCAAGCGUAUGUGGGGAAGGGUUUCCACAAAGGUUGCGAUAAAUAUGAACUUAUAAACCUUUUAUUAAAAUACAAUAAAAUGUAGUUACAUGUCAAAAAACACCUUUGAUUUGUUUUUAAAGUAUUACAUGUUUUUUAAUAAGAUUAAAGGGAUAGUAAAACUAAAAAUGAAAAUUACCCCAUGAUUCCUCUUUCAAAAUACAAUCUUAGUUAUAUUAAAAAAUUCAUGGCUCUUCCAAGCUUUAUAAUGGCAGUGAAUGGCUGUUGAGAUUUUGAAGUGCAAAAAAGUGCAUUCAUCUAUCAUAAAAUAUAUUCCCAGUGCCCUUGGGGGGUUAAUAAAGGCCUUCUGAAGCAAGUCAAUGCGAUUGUGUGUAAAAAAAAAAAACAUCUGCUGGACCACCGCUCUCUUAUGAUCGACAGUUAGCGGAUGCUAGAGAUUAUGGUUAAUAAAGUUUUAAAUAUGGAUAUUUUACUUAAACGCAUUGAUUUGCUUCAGAAGGCCUUUAUUAACCCCUCGAAGCUGUGUGGAGCACUUUUUAUGAUGGAUGGUGCAAUUUUUUGCACUUCAAAUUCUCAACAGCCAUUCACUGCCAUUAUAAAGCUUGGAAGAGCCAUGACUCUGAUUGUAUUCGUCUGAAAAAAGAAAGUCAUAUACACCUAGAAUGAUAAAACAUGGGAUAAUUUACAUUUUUGGGUGAACUAUAACUUUUAAAAUCUGUGUUUUGAUGCCUAAACAUUCUGUGAAGUUCUUCUCGUCAUCUUUUCGAACCAUUACGCUGACCGAGAACAGUAUUUUUCAUUUAUUUUGUCAGUUUUACAGCGUGUUAUACAUUAUGAUGGGAUGCAGACGUCCACUUUUUGUAACAGUUGUGUUUAUGGAUUCAGAUUUGUCCAGUAAUUUAGACAUUCAGUGAAAUAUAUGACAAUAAUCUUUAGCAUCAGCUAUUGUGCCUCUUGUGCCUCCGUUUCUCUCAGGAGUUUUUGCUUUUUCUGUCAAGCUGUUGACAGUUUACUGAAGCAGAGAAGGUUUUGUUUCAAAUGUAACAUUUUUGACCAUUCAGAGGAGUUUACAGAGGAAUGCUUUUAAAGUAGGAAAUAAAAUGAAAGCCCAUGAAAAUGUCUUAAAAUGUCUAAUGAUUUGUCUCAUGCUUGUUUACUGGAGCGGGAAGGACUCUUGAUUUGUAAAACAUGUGAUCAAGUUACAUGGAAGUGUUCAUUUAUUCAUUCAUGUGUUCAUAAUAAUGUACGAAAUACUAGCCUUGUGCUUUAAUGACUUGAAUAUUGGAAGCAAUGUUUUAUGGUUUUUGAUAUUAGUGUUCAUGGUGAAUGUUAUUGUGAGUAUUCUGGUUUAUUCUGUAAUUAGGCCUUUUUCCACUCAUUUUGUUAUGUUCAAUUUGGCAUUAUUUGAAAUUGAAAGCAUUACAGUAUCUGCCCACAUGAUGGAAGCAGAGAGGUAAGAAACAAGUGGAAAAUGCCUCAGUGAGGUUCAAAUGUUCAAGUGGUGGUACUUGUUUUGAAUGCUUACCAUAAUGUUCUUCUUAUUAAACCAAUACA